GUGGCGAUCGCUCGGGGGCGUAACCUUAUCGGCGCAUUCUCUUUAAAAAGAUAAAUAUGUACAUAACAGAGGAGGAAAGGGACUGCAGCUGGUACAAUAUCUCUGACAGAUGAAAGAUUUUUAUUCAUUUCCAAGUCCGAUGAAAAAGUUCAUGACAACGCAAAUAUGAAAAAAACAUUGGUUGCAUUGAGGAGUUGCGCUGACAAUAACACAUUUGCGGUCGCCAAGUUUGCUGAAUGUCUUGUACACCACUUCAGUGGCAACGGCAACAGUGCGGACCAAGUCUCUGUUCCUGUGCGUUGCAGACUUGAGGACAAUCUGCUGAAGAUCUCUGCUGCGAGUCAGGAUGACACUGAGAAAAAGGGCAAUGACGUUUUUGUGUGGGACCCCAAAGGGCAGAAAUUUUACUCUCCACACAAAGACCACUUCGCAGUUUUGCAGCAUUCCCCUGAAUGUCCUGUGGGGAACAUGACUGACUACGAUAAAGAGAUUGUACCUCCUGAAGACAUGAGUAGAGGAAUUGAUGUUGCCGUUUCUAUUCUGUUGCAAUCCAAGGAUUGCAGAAUAUUGUUUACAAGGAGACCAGACCACAUGAGAACGUUUCCAAGGGCAUGGGUGCCACCAGGAGGUCACAUAGAGAUAAAUGAAACGUUGAUAGACGCAGGCUUGAGAGAGCUGAAAGAGGAAACCGGCCUUGAACUCAGAGCUGGCUCUGCAAUCAGGAUUUUGUGCCUCUGGGAGUCUGUUUACCCUUUCAUUCUUGGGUUAGGUCUACCAAAUCGUCAUCACGUAGUUGUGUACCUGCUUGCCAAAUGUGAUAAGACUUCCCAAGAGCUCAUGAAGCACAUCAAAUUGGACCCAGAAGAGGUUCAGGCUUGUGCUUGGUUAACACCAGAGUCUGUCAAGUUUUUGUUGGAGGCCUGUGAACCGCCAGUGCAACCUUAUCAAGAAAUGUUCACUUUGACACCACAAGGCCAGCUUCAUAAGGAACAACUCAUCGUCUCCAGCAUGUUCCAUCCUGCCCUCUGGGGAAGAAGUGACAUUUACUCUGGGUCCCAGUUAGCCCUGACAAAGUGGUAUGAGUCGCUGUGCAUUGGCAGAAAUGCUAAAUUAUGAAUUUAAAUCGUGUAAUAUUUGAUUUUAUUCCAAGUUGAUUUAUUUAUUUUAUUUAGCGUUGUUUGUAACACAUUGAAGCAAUUAAAUCAGUAGAAUGGUUUA
Cloeon dipterum is the source of this 1218-nucleotide messenger RNA. Its product is annotated as nucleoside diphosphate-linked moiety X motif 17-like. Gene Ontology annotation, molecular function: NADH pyrophosphatase activity. The transcript has 5 exons. The record is from RefSeq and is a predicted model, not a curated record. Gene Ontology annotation, biological process: NAD+ catabolic process; NADP+ catabolic process. Lineage: Eukaryota; Metazoa; Arthropoda; Insecta; Ephemeroptera; Baetidae. Gene Ontology annotation, cellular component: peroxisome; cytosol. Bases 166 to 1116 code for a protein of 316 amino acids.